Molecule: messenger RNA, 1188 nt
Organism: Triticum aestivum (bread wheat)
Lineage: Eukaryota; Viridiplantae; Streptophyta; Magnoliopsida; Poales; Poaceae
Exons: 5
Coding region: 1-1188 (395 amino acids)
Source: RefSeq, a predicted model, not a curated record
AUGGUCGCCGCGCACGGACGGGCAGGACGCGCGCGCUCGUCCGCCCCUGGCCUGCCUGUCGGUGACACAAAGCAAAACCCCCCACGCCCAGUUUGGUGCCAUUUCCCCCUAACCAAGAAGAAUAAGGCCAAGGCGCCAAGGAAGCUGCGGUCGGAGUGCACGCCUCAGGAGAUCGCCAGGUUGGACGCGGAAUCGGCGAAGAGGAGGAGCCGCAGGGCGGUCGCCAAGGACAACAUCGCCGCGGCUAAGGUCGCCGCCAACCGCGCUGCGAUUGAGGCCCCGCGGCGCAAGGCCCAGUUCAUGGAGGAAGUGAUUUAUGAGGUUGGGCAUGUCCCUGUCUACGACCCCGAUGAGACCCAAAGUCAGGAUGGCCGUGGCCAGUUCACUGCCGAUGAAGAGGCCGACGACCAUGCUGACUACGACCAUGGUGACUCGUGGCAUGAGGACGAUGACAUCUAUGUCGAAGGGGAUGGUGAUGAAGAAGAAGGCAAUGACAUUGAUAUUAGUGGCGAGCCAUUGUUCAUCGACGAGCUCACCCAAAGAGCGGAAGCACAAAAUAGGAGGAAGAGCAUUUGCACGGGCAUUUCAAUCUUUGGAAGCAUUCAUGGCCCGCACAAUGACAAGCCAUUCACUCUUAAGCAUUGUUGGACGAUCAUCAACAAUUGUCCUAAGUUCAAGGAUCGAUACCGUGAGCUUCAAAGGAAGAGAGGAAAGAAGACGGCCAAGUUCGCCGGAGGUGGAGAUGGUGAGGCAUUGAAGAGGCCAAGGGGCAAGACCAACUCCAAGGUGGACGACAUACGUGAUGCCUCAUCCAUGGCCUUGCAUGAGACGUUGCAUGGCAUGAUGUCUCAGAAGGAUGUAAGGGAUGAGAAGAAGCGGCAAAGCAAGGAUGAGCAAAUGAAGCAAUACCUAGAGCUUCAAAGGAAGAAGCUUGAGAUGGAGGAGGCGGUGAAGAGAUGGAAGAUCGACAUGGAGCAGGCGGCGCGGCAAAGGCAGCUCGACAUCGAGGCCGAGAACGACAAGGCCAGGCAGAGGCAACUCGACAUCGAGACCACCAAUGCUGCAACCAAAGCGAAGGAGGUGGCCCUUGCGAUCAUGAGCGUGGACUUGACCAUAAUGAGUGACAAGACGAGAAGCUGGUUCGAGGCCAGGCAGAAGGAGAUGUCCGAUGCUGACAGCCUGAACUAG